Molecule: messenger RNA, 2324 nt
Organism: Aspergillus neoniger CBS 115656
Lineage: Eukaryota; Fungi; Ascomycota; Eurotiomycetes; Eurotiales; Aspergillaceae
Product: WD40 repeat domain-containing protein
Exons: 5
Coding region: 301-1878 (525 amino acids)
Biological process (GO): proteasome-mediated ubiquitin-dependent protein catabolic process
Cellular component (GO): Cul4-RING E3 ubiquitin ligase complex
Molecular function (GO): protein binding
Source: RefSeq, a predicted model, not a curated record
UUUCGGCCGAUCAUGAGUACUAGUCCUCCUCCUCCGCCGCCGUCUGGCUCGCCCCCCGCCCAACCGGGGUCUCCUCCGUCCCGAGAUUCUGGAACUGUAUGGCAUCCCGCUAGGGAAUGGUUGGAAGAGGAAGAGGACGAGGAUGAUAUGGACUAUGAGCCGGAUGAAAUAGAGGCAGAAGAAGAAGAAGAAGCAGAGCUAGAUGCGGAAUUGUAUGAAGACGAGGAUGACAUUGAUGAUGCUGAUGAUCAUCGCUUCGACCCGGAAUUGCAUCUAGGUAAUAUACAUAUUGAAUUCGCCAUGGAUGAGUCGGACCAUGAGCAGCAGGGUGAGGAGCGUCACGAGGGAAGGCACAAUAGAGUUUCCGCAGCUCGAUUACUGAACCUUUUGGCUUCGAAUGGUCUACGCCAUAUUUUACAUUAUAACGGAUUACAUGAUGCCAACGUGGUAGAGGACGACGAGGAAGAAGAUUACGAGUUCGGAUUCUUCGGAUACCGGCGACGAGCACGACGAUCGGGAGGUCAGCAGUUCCCCAAGGUACCAAGCGAAGAGGGAGCGCAGCUCAUGGGUUCUGGUGAUUUCGGAUCCAACCCUCACUAUGUGGACAAAUUGAAGAGGCGCAAACAGGCCCUUGCGACGAAGAUAAUGUGGCGAGAACUGGGGGUGGAUGUGUCGGGGCCGCAGAGGAGGGAUAUGCAGUCGAUAACUCAGGGACUUAUUCCGGGCUCGGUGGCGGAUAAGAUCGUUCAUUUCGACUCGCGGUGCUACUCUGGACAGUUCUCAGACGAUGGGGAUUUCUUCUUCUGCUGCGCUCAGGACUUCAAGGUCAGGAUGUACGAUACGUCCAAUCCGUUCGAGUGGAAGUAUUACAAAACUGUGGACUACCCGUUUGGGCAGUGGACUAUCACCGACGCCAGUCUGAGUCCGGACAAUAAGUUCCUGGCGUACAGUUCGAUUCGGAACCUAGUCUGUCUUGCGCCCACGGAUCCAGCGGAUUCCUCUGACCCGGCUAUAUUGGAUUUGUCGUCGCUUUCAGGAAGGCGAGGCGGGCGUGGAUUGUAUGGCAAUUCUCAUUUCGGGAUCUGGUCGAUUCGAUUUUCGGGCGACGGUCGGGAAAUCGUGGCUGGCACAUCCGAUCAAUCGGUUAUUGUUUACGAUUUAGAAACGCGCCAGUCCGUCCUGCGGCUGCAGAACCACGAAGACGACGUGAACGCUGUUUGCUUCGGCGACAAGUCAUCUCCCCAUAUUCUUUAUUCGGGCUCGGACGAUACUACGCUGCGCGUGUGGGACCGACGCUCGAUGGGCGACGGGCGCGAGGCCGGUGUGUUCAUGGGUCAUACAGAAGGGUUAACUUAUGUUGACAGCAAGGGCGACGGGCGAUACGUACUAUCCAACGGCAAAGAUCAGUCGAUGAAGCUCUGGGAUUUGAGAAAGAUGAUGACGACAGCCAAGUUCGACACCAUUGAUGUUAACCGAUACACGACCGGUUUCGACUAUCGAUUUGAACCGUAUCCCGACGACUAUUACGAACCUCAUCCCCAUGACUGUUCGGUAGUAACGUUCCGGGGUCACCGCGUGCUCAAGACUCUCAUCCGCUGCCACUUUUCCCCUCCGGGCAGCACCAACUCGAGAUAUGUGUAUACGGGCAGUGAAGACGGUAAGGUAUAUGUAUAUAAUCUGGAUGCCACACUUGCAGGCACGAUUGAUGUAGGGCAAGCGACGGCCAACUCGCGGCCGCGCGAUCCGGAUAUCUUCGCCGCUGCAUACGAAAUCCGUAGCAGUCGCAGCGAUGUGAUGUGGAAGACAUGCGUUCGGGAUGCCAGCUGGCACCCGAACUCCCCUGUCUUGGCAGGUAAGUUAUCGCGGUUGAGUGGAUGAGAUUGAGCUAAUCUGAGGUUGUAGCAACGUCCUGGAAUGGUUGGGGAUUGUCCACUGGUACGUGCACACUGCAUACCUGGAAUGACGGGGUGGAUAGCGAUGAGGGCGAUCCACCGGUGGCAGGGAACUACGACAGCCGAUUGAACUCGGUUCGGGAAUUCAACUUAUUCAGGGAGAAGAUGAUGCAGAGCCGAAGUCGACCAGUCCAAAGAUCUGCAUUGGACGAUGAGUUACAUUAUGAGUUAUGGUGAUGAGAAUUUGGACGUAUACGCAGGCAGGUAACUGCAUUCCACUUUCUUUUUCCACUGCAUGACCGCCAUGGCGUUGGCUGGCUAGCUGAAUAUAAUUGAGGAUUGGCAAAGAGACUGGGAUAAGUAGAUAGUCAUAGAAUGUAAUUAGCUCGUUCGAGGAUGGGGUUAUCGAUAACGCGAUCACAUAUAGUCAAC